Molecule: messenger RNA, 4469 nt
Organism: Monomorium pharaonis (pharaoh ant)
Lineage: Eukaryota; Metazoa; Arthropoda; Insecta; Hymenoptera; Formicidae
Product: protein FAN
Exons: 16
Coding region: 145-2823 (892 amino acids)
Molecular function (GO): protein binding
Source: RefSeq, a predicted model, not a curated record
GCUGGUAGCGCUAAUAGCGUCUCCCCGAACGCACCCCUUGAAUACUAUUGUGUUUAGGCUCAUAAGUUAUAAGUCCUCCAAAAAGUCAUCUGUGUUUAUUGGGAAUAAUCAUUUUUAAUAUAUGUAUUAUUUACUCAUACGACGAUGGAGAAGGAAAGAUUUACAAUGCUUCUUUUGGAACCAGGAGAAAUAUUUUUUGAAGAUUAUAGCGUUCAGAUGAGGAUGCUAAAUCCUUCAUUGUCUGAAGAUAAAAAGUGGAUAAAUGGGAGAUUGAAAUUAUGUUCUAAAUCUUUAGUAUUUGUAAAUAAAGAUAUUAACCAACCAUUAAUUAAGAUUCAGCUCAAAGAAACUAUAUCAAUCGAACAAUUGAGCAAUGAUAUAAUAAACAAUAUGUUGGCAAUAGAAUGUAAGCAACAUGUGGAAAUGCUGGAGAAAAAUAUAUUAGCACCAUAUCGAUUUAUACAUCAGAAUAGUAUAUUUCAUUUUUGUUUUAAUUAUGCAAAAGUAGAAGAUUGUCUUUCACAGAUCCUACAGUUGCAUAGAGCAGCGAGUUUAGUCACUGUAGAACAGAAUGCAAUGAUUAUGGCUAUUGUACACUCGAGACAGUCACGUGUAUCUUUUGAUACAUCAUGGCUUGAGGAUCUAUAUGAACAAGUGGUAUUGGAGACACAAGCAAACAAAGUAUUACCGCUUGUAAUAAAUCCAGGCAGAGUAUUAUUGACUAACUCGAGAAUAUAUUUUCAACCCUAUAAUAACAUGGAUCAGCAUCCUGUUCUUAAAAUCCAAUUGAAGGAUAUACAGAAUAUUAUAAAAAGGAGAUUUUUAUUGCGACAAGUGGGUCUUGAAAUUAAAUGGAUACGACAAACUGGUAGUAAGAUCAAACAUUUAUUUUUAUCAUUUCAAAAUCAAGAUGGUAGAGACAAAUUGUAUGAAAAUUUACUUAAACAAUUGGCAGUUUCUCUUGAGACUAUACCACAAAAUCAAAUGACAAUGAGAUGGCAGAAUGGAUGUAUAUCAAAUUAUGAUUAUAUUUUAUACGUUAAUAGUCUGGCAGACAGAACAUUUCAUGAUUUGACACAGUAUCCAGUGUUACCUUGGAUUAUACAAGACUAUACUUCUACGACAUUAGAUUUAAAUGACAUUAAUGUUUAUAGAGAUCUUUCAAAACCUGUUGGUGCAUUAAAUCCUAGUCGUCUAAAGAGACUAAAAGAACGAUAUUCAGAAAUGGCUGAGCCAAAGUUUUUAUAUGGUUCUCAUUAUAGCGCACCAGGUUUUGUACUAUUUUACUUAGUACGGAAAUAUCCUCAAUAUAUGCUCUGUCUUCAAAACGGAAGAUUUGAUCAUCCAGAUAGAAUGUUUAACAGUAUAGCCGACGUAUGGAAAAAUGUUUUGGUGAAUAUGUCUGACUUUAAAGAACUGAUACCAGAGUUUUAUGAUGUGAGCAAUAGUGGUGACUUUCUAGUGAAUAAUUAUGGCAUCGACUUUGGCUAUCGGCAUGAUGGUACAAAAAUAGGUGAUGUACAGUUACCUCCUUGGGCAAAAGGACCAGCCGAUUUUGUACAACAAUUAAGAAAUGCCUUGGAAAGUGAUUAUGUUUCUCAAAAUCUUCAUCACUGGAUUGACUUAAUUUUUGGAUAUAAACAACGAGGAAUUGAAGCUGAUAAAGUUGAUAAUGUAUUCUUUCAUUUGUGUUAUGAAGGAGCAGUAGAUUUAGAUACUAUACGAGAUAUAAAUGAUAGACAUGGGCUUGAGGUACAAAUUAUGGAGUUUGGUCAAAUACCAAAACAAAUUUUUAUUUUACCUCAUCCCAAACGUUUAACAUCAGCUCCAAAUUUAUUGUACAGCGAAACAUUAUUGACUUCGGCAGAAUCAACUUCAGGCAGUACAUGUAUAAAAGAAAAAUCAAUUAAUUUUACUGAAUUAAUAGUGUUUCAAGCGCACAGAGACUGCGUCACAAGUGUUGUACGAAAAAGUACAACGAGUAACGAAAUUAUAUCAGUAGGACAAGAUGGAAUGCUUAAAUUGUAUAACAUAAGCGAGAAAAAACUGACACGUAGUGUUACUUUAUCUCCGUUGUCUUUGUCAUCUUGUAUCUCGUAUUAUACAUUAUCGCAACGUAACAUUCUUGUAGCAGGCUCAUGGGAUAAUACCUUGAUAUUUUAUGACAUCGAAUUUGGUAGAGUAAUUGAUGUCCUGCAAGGACAUGAAGAUGCUGUAUCAUGUUUAGCAUGGAGCUCUACUCAUCAAGUGAUUAUAUCUGGAUCAUGGGAUUGUACUGCAAAAGUUUGGCAUGGAUACACUUCUGGAUCAAAAAUUAAGCCUGCGGAAUAUUUUAUCGCACAAUUAGAUCAUGACUCCAAAGUAACUUGCAUUAAUAUAUCGAGAGACGAUACCAUGUUGGUAUCUGGUACAGAAGAUGGUGAAUUAUGUUUGUGGAGCAUGAAUAAUUACAAUUUACAAUCUACUAUUAAAGGCCAUAUAUGUAGAGUAAACGCGAUAACGUUCGAUAAGCAAUGCAGCAGCAUGAUAUCAUGUGCAGAAGACAAAGUAUUAAAUAUAACUGAUGUUCGAACAAGUACACAGAUAUAUUCCGUCAGUCUAGAAAGUGAACCAUUGACAUUAACAUGGAUGAAAACGUUCUUGUUGAUAGGCGAUAAUGACGGAAAUCUUAAUAUCUGGAAUCAUCAAAAGGCUGCAUUUGCCCCACAAAUACAUUGUCAUGAUGGACCGCUUUGCGCCUUAGCUAUAACCGCUGAUAGUAAUUUAAUGAUAACAGGUGGAAAAGACAGGAAAGUUAUCGUGUGGGAAUGUCACGAUCAUUAAUACAGUAUUAUAAAUGAUUACUGUCAAUGUAUAAAGAAAAAGUUGUGUAAAUAGAAUGUAGGUCUAAUAUCAUAUUUUAUUAUUUAUUUAUUAUAUAAAGGAUAUUAAAACUUGAGAUAUAGCGUAGAAGAAAUGGCAUAUUCAGAGUAAUCUAAGAAAAACGUUAAAAUAUUUACAUUUAAAAGCAUAUGUGAGGCUUAUAAAAAAAUACCAAAUGUCGUUAUACUUAACCUUUUCAGGGGCACAUUUUUUCUAGCAAUUAUGUCGGAUAGAUUUUGUCGUAUCUGUAUGUUUUGGAUCAUGUUGAAACGGAAUCCGAAAUCAAAAUUUAAAAAUUUGAAAUGACGGAUCCAAUAUGACGGAUAUCGAUAUAAAAAUUAAAAAUUUAGAGAUUAAGAAAAUAUAGCCGUAUUCUACACAUUUAUAAUAAAAAAGGUCUCAUUCGGUUUUUCACUAAAAUGCAUAGUUUUCGAGAAAAAAAUUCCCGGAAUGAUAGUCUUGUAAUCAUUUCAUUCAAUAUUUUGUAACCAUUUAAAAUUUUUAGGUUAAUUUCAUAAUCAGCAACCCAAAUAACCAUUAAGUACAAAAUUCUAUAUAAAUGACUUAUAAAUCAAGUGAAUAAAUCAUUUUUAUAUGCCAAAAUAGCAUUUUGCAAUAUAUUUCGUUGAAAAAAUAAUAACAAUAUAUUUUCUACAACUUCAACUUAAUAUGACCUACAAUUAGUUCGUCAUCCCUAGAAUCUAAAAUUAUGAUCUGAAAUCUUUAUUUACAUUCAAGGGACUUCUAAGAAUGAAUUUAUCGUAAAAAAACAGCAUUUUUCAUCAUUAUUAAUAAUUGCAAAUUCAAUGAUGGAUGCAAAACUCGUAUAGUAGCGCAUAGUUCUAACAUUAACAAUUAAGUAUGGAACAGUUUAUUUCACGAUUAUACUACGAUAUAACACACCGCAGUUAUAUUUAAAAAACUAAAGAAAAUGAGUUCGGAAGUUUUCCACUGCCUCUGAAAGGGUUAAUAUAUUAUAUCGAUAAAUUAAAACAAAAUUUGUUUUCUUUUUUAAAAUUGCUUCAUAUUAGAUUCUUAACAUAUUGAAUGGCUGAAAUGUGUACGCUCUAUAUUUGAGAGAAACAAAAAAGUCUUUUGAAACUAUACAUUUUUAACUUAUAAAACUUUUGUACAUUUAUAUUUAUGUUUCUUACAUAAAAAUAUACAUUUAAUUCUUAUAUAUUGAAUAGAAAAUAUAAAUUAUUUAAAAAAUAUUGCUGAAUGUAUCUACAAUAUUCCUUUGUAAUGGAAUACAAAUUUUUACAUUGAUAUUAAAAUUUUUAACUUAUACAUGUGAUAUAUUAUAUAAUGUUACAUUCCAUUUUUUAAAUAAAAUAUUUCUCAAUUGUACAUUAAUCUUUCCAUCUUAACAGAAAAACAAAUAAUUUUGUUAUUAAUUAUGAUAAACUAUUAUAUUACAUUUAAUCAAAAAUCAUUAGCUUAUAAAUAUUUAUAUUGCAAAAUAGAUAUUAUUUUAAACUAAUAAUAGUAAUAUAUAUAUUUUUUUUAAUGUUAUUUUGGCAUUGCUGUAUAAGAAAAUUGAACUAAGAUUUGAAUACAAUAUUUAUAAAGUGAGAAAAAUAUAUGUACAUUAAUUAAAGUUCUAA